Molecule: messenger RNA, 2214 nt
Organism: Fonsecaea nubica
Lineage: Eukaryota; Fungi; Ascomycota; Eurotiomycetes; Chaetothyriales; Herpotrichiellaceae
Exons: 2
Coding region: 1-2214 (737 amino acids)
Biological process (GO): mitotic spindle assembly; astral microtubule depolymerization
Cellular component (GO): mitotic spindle; spindle microtubule; microtubule organizing center
Molecular function (GO): microtubule binding
Source: RefSeq, a predicted model, not a curated record
AUGGCGUUCUUCCGCAAUCACAUGAAUUUCCUCAAGGCUACUACCGCCACUACCUUCAACCAGACCGUCAAAAAGGUCGACACUACCAUCCCUGCUGUUGGAAGAGCCGUCUACUUUGCCAUUGCAGGCGCUAGAGCCAAAAUGCUCGGCAAAACCUAUGCUGAUGUGCUCAACUUGCUGCAUUACGAACUCACCCUUCCAGAGACCGAGGAGAGCUGGAAGAAGCGCCAGGAUCUCCUGGCCGAACUCUCGGACAUCUUUGAGAAACGCAAAGAAAACAGCACCAUCCCAAACGACUUUGUCCAAAAGGUCAAAGCCGUCUUACCUCACAUUGUCUCCACGGCCGGUUCUGAGCGCACCACCUUGUCUGCUCAAGCAUGCCGAGCCCUCUCCAACAUUGCCAAACACCUCGAGAAUCAAAUCCAGUCUCAACUCGAUCUUCUUCUUCCAGGCCUCAUUGCUAUUUGCGGCUCGACCAAGAUGGUCAAUCAGAAAAACGCCAAUGACGCCAUCAUGAACAUCUGCAAACAUGCUGGUUACAGCCCCCGUCUCUUCUACCAUGUCUGCGCUGCCUUCAAGGACAACCGCAUUCCUCCCCGCACUUAUGCGCCCGAGUGGCUGCGCAUCCUCAUUGAAACCUAUCGCUCUCAGAUGGACCGUGAAAAGGACGGUCCUGCUUGUGAAAAGGCCAUCGCCGCAGGUCUCACGGAUGGACAAGUCAAAGUACGCGAAAAUAGCCGUGCCGUCUUCUGGACUUUUCAUUCAUAUGACCCACGAGGUGCCCGAGCCAUCAUGGGGACCCUCAAUACUCAUGCUCAAAAGGCUUUGAAAGCCGAUCCACACAAUCCCGACAAAUCCUCCACCACUGCUGCGCAUGCCAAUGCGCCGCCCAGACCAAAAUCGGCACUUGCCUCGAUCAAAGCUCAGAACAAAGAACGCAUGGCUCAAACCAAGGAGUCGUCCCAACAACGGGGCUUGACUCCCGAACCAAUCAAGUCAGACGACUUCAAAGUCUUUGGGACCAUGGACGACACCGAAAAGAAACCUAGUCUUCUCUCAGCACCUGUCAGGAGACGCAUCGUUGCUACCCCAAUGCCUUCGGCCAGCAGUGUCCAGCGCCCUGAUUCUCGUGGCCGUGCUGCAACGUCGGCGUCUUCCGUGUCGAAAGACAACUCCACCAACAUAGUGCCGGAGACCGUGCCCAAAUCCAGUUUUGAGACGGUCACCAAGUCCAGCUACGAGACAAUCAAAUCUGAUGGCAAAGAAAAUGCCAUGGUGAUACGUCCACGCAAGAAGCGAUCUCCCAAGAGGUCACCUAAGCGGUCUCCCGAACGAGAUCGACUGGCCUCGGAGAAAAAGACGCUUCUGAUGGCCAUGGAGGCACUUCGACGGUCCAGCUUGGAUGCCCUGGGCUACCGCAGGCUCCGAAAACUGAUUGAGGAGAAUCCUGGUGCUUUGAUCACCAAGCACUCACAGUUUAAUGAACUUUUUGAAUUACUCAUCCACAACAUGGCGUCGCUGGACAUGAUCACCGAACCUCGAGAUAAGCGAGCCACCAACAUCAACCAUCCCGCCUAUAACACGCACACGAUCCUCAUCACCCUGGUCCACCUCUUCCAACAAUAUCCUCAAUGGCCUGAACCACAGCCUGGAUUGACCUUGUCGGCCCUUCUCAUUGCCCGAUGCAAUCACAGCUCUUCAUACGCAUCCGUCCUGUCGGCCAUCGACGACGGCGCCUUUCUUCUGUGCAGCCACACACAGACUGUUCUCCCCACAAUCGAUGCGGUGCUCGACACCCUUGAACAAAUCGAGUGUAUCAUUACCAACAAUCCUAUUGUUACCCCCAAGUCGACGGACACUAUUUUGUACAACAGCCUUCAGAGCCUGGCGUCGGACUUCGGCCCCGAAAGACCUCGCUUUGCGAAUAGGCUCCCUAUUGUUAUGGACUUUGGACUGAAGAUCCUUAAUGCUCUCCUCAUCCGAGUUGUUUCGUGCAAUGAAACUCUCUACGAGAUCCAAGAAGAUCGCCUCGCCGCCUACGCCGAACACCUCCUCGCCACCUAUACAUCCAUCAUCAAGAGAGCGGUCAUGAACUUUUGCAUCAACCUUCACGCCGUCAUCAAACCUGAAGCUCGGUUCUACAAGUACUUCAAGAAGGAGUCGGACAAGAACUUGAUUCAUUAUUAUGUUGACGUUGCUGCAUCACCUUAUUGA